AUGGAGGCCAUCAAGCAGACCUUCGCGCAAUGCAAGAAAGAGGACAGGUCCGCCCUCGUCACCUACGUGACAGCCGGGUAUCCCACACCAGAAGAGACACCAGACAUAAUGCUCGGCAUGGAAGCCGGCGGCGCGGAUAUAAUUGAGCUCGGCAUGCCCUUCACAGACCCAAUCGCCGACGGACCCACGAUCCAGAAGUCAAACACCCAGGCGCUGAAGAACGGCGUUACCACCACUUCGGUUCUGCAAAUGAUCCGGGAUGCGCGGAAGAGAGGCCUAAGAGCGCCCGUGCUGUUGAUGGGAUACUAUAACCCGCUGCUGAGCUACGGCGAGGAGCGGAUGAUCAAAGACGCGCGGGAAGCAGGCGCCAAUGGAUUCAUCAUGGUGGAUCUGCCGCCAGAGGAGGCGAUACGGUUUAGGAACUUUUGCACGAGGGGAGGGUUAUCAUACGUCCCGCUCAUUGCGCCGGCAACAUCGGAGUCUCGGAUGAAGCUCCUCUGCAAGAUCGCCGACUCCUUCAUAUACGUCGUAUCAAGAAUGGGCGUUACCGGCGCGACAGGCACCCUAAACGUAGGACUUCCGGACCUCCUCGAGCGGGUGCACAAGUGGUCGGGUAACGUACCAGCGGCAGUAGGGUUUGGUGUCAGCACGAGAGAUCACUUCCUCAGCGUAGCGCAAAUCGCGGAGGGCGUCGUGAUAGGAAGCCAGAUCAUCACCACCCUAGCAGAGGCACCUGCUGGUCAGGGCGCCAAGGCCGUUGAAGAAUACUGCAGUGCAAUCACCGGCCGGAAAUUCUCCCAGGACAGCACGACGCGGGAAGUCGGCAUCGUGGAAGCCAUGGCCGAAGCGAAAGAGCCGAACGGCGUGCACGUGGAUAAGGUGAUAACAGAUGCGGAUGUGCCAGACGGACCCGGUCUGGCAGACCAGAUCGAAGCGCUUAAUGUCGAUGGUGAAGAGAACGGCACGCCCAACGGCGACGCCGUCCCCUCGCGCUUCGGCGAGUUCGGCGGCCAAUACGUCCCCGAAUCUCUCAUGGACUGCCUCGCAGAGCUCGAAGCCGGCUUCAACGAAGCGAAAAAUGACCCCAAGUUCUGGGAAGAAUACCGCUCCUACUACCCCUACAUGGGCCGCCCCGGCCAGCUCCACCUCGCCGAGCGCCUCACCGAGCACGCCGGCGGCGCAAACAUCUGGCUGAAGCGCGAAGACCUGAACCACACGGGCAGCCAUAAGAUCAACAACGCCGUCGGACAGAUCCUCCUCGCGCGGCGUCUGGGCAAGACCGAAAUAAUCGCCGAGACAGGCGCAGGCCAGCACGGCGUCGCCACCGCAACCGUCUGCGCGAAAUUCGGCAUGAAGUGCACCGUCUACAUGGGCGCAGAGGACGUGCGCCGCCAGGCCCUCAAUGUCUUCCGCAUGAAGCUGCUCGGUGCCUCCGUCGUCGCUGUCGAGGCCGGUAGCCGCACGCUACGCGAUGCUGUCAACGAGGCGCUCCGCGCUUGGGUCGUUAAUCUGAGCACCACGCACUACAUCAUCGGUUCCGCGAUCGGACCACACCCCUUCCCGACCAUCGUGCGCACGUUCCAGUCGGUCAUCGGGAACGAAACGAAAGAGCAGAUGCAGGCGCUGCGGGGCAAGCUGCCUGACGCGGUCGUGGCAUGUGUAGGCGGCGGGUCCAACGCGGUGGGGAUGUUCUACCCCUUCGCAUCCGACCCGUCCGUCAAGCUGCUGGGCGUCGAAGCCGGCGGCGACGGGCUGGACACAGCGCGCCACUCCGCCACGCUGAGCGGUGGCUCCAAAGGCGUCCUCCAUGGCGUCCGCACGUAUGUGCUGCAGGACCGCCAUGGCCAGAUCAGCGACACGCACUCCGUGUCCGCGGGGCUGGACUAUCCGGGCGUAGGUCCCGAGUUGUCGCAAUGGAAAGACACAGAGCGCGCGAAGUUCAUCGCCGCGACGGACGCGGAGGCGUUUGUCGGGUUUAGGCUACUGAGCCAGCUCGAGGGGAUUAUUCCGGCGCUCGAGACGAGCCAUGCGGUCUAUGGCGCGCUGGAGCUGGCGAAGACGAUGGACAAGGACAAGGAUAUUGUUAUUUGUUUGAGUGGGAGGGGCGAUAAGGAUGUGCAGAGUGUGGCGGAUGAGCUGCCGGUGCUGGGGCCGAAGAUCGGGUGGGAUCUGAGGUUUUGA
Messenger RNA from Coniosporium apollinis CBS 100218, 2181 nucleotides. RefSeq names its product tryptophan synthase. The coding region runs from base 1 to 2181 and encodes 726 amino acids. Gene Ontology annotation, cellular component: cytoplasm. Gene Ontology annotation, molecular function: tryptophan synthase activity. Gene Ontology annotation, biological process: L-tryptophan biosynthetic process. Lineage: Eukaryota; Fungi; Ascomycota; Dothideomycetes. The transcript has 3 exons. The record is from RefSeq and is a predicted model, not a curated record.